ACCACCACAAAAGUCACAAAUUCCGCACCUGCUUCUGGAGAGGAUAUGUGUAUGAGCGGAUCAUAGCAUUGUCACCUGUGCAGGAUUAUAUAUGGCGACCCACUGAGUACGAGCACAUGCCACUAUAUGACUGGGUCAGAUUGGCAGAUAAACAGCGCAUCAAGCACCGCAAAAAGGGUCCCAAGAAAUCUGAAGAGGAUGUCACUGAGCAAGCCGACGUGGACUCGGAGUUUGAGGACAACUAUGAUAUCAGUGAUGCAGAAUUGAAGGGUGCUGGAGCCAAUGAAGAAGAAGAAGAAUCUGAGGAUGAACUCUUGCUCACAAAGACAUCAAACCAGGAGCUUGAAGCAGAUAGCGCACCUAAGCCCAGGAAAUCCAGGUCAAAAUAUGUGCAGUUCCAUGAAAAUCAUCCACAGUAUGACACCCAUCAUGUGAAGCUGCUGGACGAGUCUGAGGCAUAUGUUCCCAACUUUAUUGGUGGUUCACUCCCCAGAAGAGAUGCAGGCAACCGUGAACAAUACUGCAUGACCAUGCUCACACUCUUCAAGCCUUGGCGCACAGGACAGGAUCUGAGACCAAGCCAGGAUGUGCUCUGGGAUGAUGUGUUCAAUGGCUAUUCAUUCACAGAGCAGCAGCUGGAGGUCAUGAAAUUCUUCCAUAUCAAAUAUGAGUGCAAUGAUGCCAGGGAUGACUAUUCUGCAGCUCAUAAAAAGGGAUGGAAGACUGGUCCUUCCUGGGAUCCAAAGUCUGUCAUGGCAAAGUUGGGAAUGACUGAUACCUGA
Trametes versicolor FP-101664 SS1 is the source of this 782-nucleotide messenger RNA. RefSeq lists its product as uncharacterized. The transcript has 2 exons. NCBI's taxonomy places the organism in Eukaryota, Fungi, Basidiomycota, Agaricomycetes, Polyporales, Polyporaceae. The annotation marks the transcript as partial. The record is from RefSeq and is a predicted model, not a curated record.